AUGGCUGCCUCCGACGGCGCUUCAUCGAUCAACGUUGCAGUCCGAGUUCGACCUUUUACCAUUAGGGAGGCAGCUCAAAUCACUCGAUCUGAUGACGGGCCUUUGUUUCUCGGUGAUGGAUCUCUCGCAGGUGCCCCGGCACCCAAGCUUAACCAGAAGGGUAUUCGGUCCAUUGUGAAGGUCAUCGAUGACCGAUGCUUGGUGUUUGACCCCCCAGAGGACAACCCUGUCCAGAAGUUCUCCAGGAGCGUGGUGCCCAAUGGCAAGCGCGUCAAGGAUCAAACGUUCGCCUUCGAUCGCAUCUUCGACCAGAACGCCUCUCAGGGGGAGGUUUACGAAUCGACCACACGCAGCCUUCUCGACAACGUACUCGAUGGAUACAAUGCGACGGUGUUUGCCUACGGUGCAACGGGUUGUGGAAAAACCCACACAAUUACUGGAACUGCUCAGCAGCCAGGUAUCAUCUUCCUGACUAUGCAAGAGCUCUUUGAGCGCAUUGACGAGCGAUCGAGCGAAAAGUCGACAGAAAUUUCCCUUUCUUAUCUCGAGAUCUACAAUGAAACCAUUCGCGACUUGCUUGUUCCCACUGGAAGCUGUGGCAAGGGAGGGCUUAUGCUACGCGAAGACUCGCAACAGUCAGUCUCCGUCGCCGGUCUGUCAAGCCAUCACCCGCAAAAUGUGGAACAGGUCAUGGAUAUGAUCAUGCGAGGCAACGAGUGCCGCACUAUGUCCCCAACCGAAGCAAAUGCCACCUCAUCCCGAUCCCACGCCGUUCUCCAGAUCAACAUCGCCCAGAAAGAUCGCAACGCCGACGUCAAUGAACCCCACACAAUGGCCACUUUCAGCAUCAUCGAUCUGGCCGGAAGCGAGCGUGCUAGCGCUACAAAGAACAGAGGCGAGCGAUUGUUCGAAGGUGCCAACAUCAACAAAUCUCUCUUGGCCCUGGGCAGCUGCAUCAACGCCCUGUGCGAUCCUCGCAAGCGCAACCACAUUCCCUACCGGAACUCAAAGCUCACCCGACUCCUCAAGUUUGCUCUGGGUGGAAACUGUAAGACUGUUAUGAUUGUCUGUGUCAGCCCUUCGAGCCAACACUUUGACGAGACCCAGAAUACUCUUCGAUAUGCCAACCGAGCAAAGAACAUCCAGACCAAGGUGACUCGAAAUGUCUUCAAUGUCAACCGCCACGUCAAGGACUUCUUGGUCAAGAUUGACGAGCAAAUGAACAUGAUCAACGAGCUUAAAGCUCAGGCAAAAGAUCACGAAAAGGUCGCUUUUGCGAAGUUCCGCAAGCAGAAUGAAAAGAAAGAUGCUGUUUUGCGUGAGGGCGUCGCCCGCAUCCGUAGUGCUUAUGAGCAUACCUUGUCUGAGCGGCAGGAAAAGACCAGCAAUAUGUUGAAAUUACGACAAAUCAGCCGCAGAAUUGGCAUUCUAUCGUCUUGGAUCGCAGCCUUUGAUAACAUUUGUGCAACGCGCGAGGAUGAGGAAGGAUUGUCCAACUUGUAUGCCGUUCGCAAGUCUGCACAGGGCAUCCUCCUUGAGUUGGAAGGGAGCAGACACCAUUACAACCAGCGAUUAUCGAAGAGUAACUGGGAUCGCGCAGUGAACUCGGCUGUUGAAAAUGCCGCCAAGCAACUCCAGGAGUUUGAUACAACCGACAAUAGUGACUUCGCCAACCUAAACCGAGAAGCAGAGCUGUUGAGGUCCAAUGCAGAGCGCGAGGCAUUAUCAGCUGUUGUGGAACAAGACAAGGCCGGGGAGACCUCUGCUGUACAGCUUCUUUUGCAAGCACAGUUUGAGAUGAUGAGCUCGAUCGAGGAGAUCAUGCAGCUAAAUGCUAGCGAAGCCAUCAAAAAGGGCCGGACGAUCCUUAUGAAGAUGAUGGAGGACUGCACCAACACCGCAACAAACCUUGUCAAGCCAGAUGGCAGCAUGCCUGCUAUCCCGAACGUCAGCUCCGCCAGGCCAGCAAGCCCCACAAAGCCAAAGAAGAGAUUCAGUUUGGUCAGCUUGCCGCCUGUGACUAGCGCGAACUCUCCCGUCACCCUUGCUCCUAUUGUACCAGCAUCCCCAACCAAAGCUUCUCCCCGUCGUCGCAAGGUUGCACCUGGCCGCAAGAGCGUCAGCUUCUCGCCGAAGAAGACGCAAUCCAAGCCCACAAAGCGAUCUGUCCGCUGGAAGGACGACGAGCAAGAUGGCACUUUGACUGAGUUCUCAAAGAGCCCUAAGAAGGUUGAUUCUGACUAUGUCGAUGGACCCAGCUGGGGUGAGCCAUCCUUGCCUCCUCGGUCAGGAUCUCCUAUUCCGCGUGAUAUCCCGAGAGUCGCUAGCCCGGCACUCUCUGUAUCUCCGGUCCCCGACGAGCCUGCUGAACCCGCUGAGUCGACAUUGAACGUCCAAAAGAACAGCAGCCGUUUCAAAGCCGGAUUCCUGUCUAAGAGGGCUGGGAGUUCACCACUGGCACCUCCGCCUUCAUCCACUCUUCCUCUUACCGACAGGGGCAGCUCUCCACUGCGUGACAUCGAUGGAAGCAGUUUCAUGAACCGCAGCCCCAUGGAGCGCCCAUCCCGUAUUGCAGUGCGCAGUCCCAGCGGAAAUUUCUUAAGCAGCCCAGUCUCUGAGAACAAAGACAACUGGAAGUCAGAUAAAGAGGAUGCAAUCAAGAUCAACUCGGCUAUGCGACGCAUCUCCAGCACUCAUACGGGCCCCUCAUCUGCCAAUUCCCUACGAGUUCAUCGACGCCGCAGCCCAACGGCUACCCCGAGCGAGAACAACAUGUUCACCGCAUCCCAAGCACGGCGCAUGGUCAAGAGUGAGAGAGAGAUGGACGCAAAACCUCGCGUAUUGAGCCCUCAUACUCUCCCCGUGAUGAAGAACACCGGACGUCGCACUACGUUGGGCGAUAUUCGACCUCGGAAUCUCAGCAUUUCCAGUCGGGAUGCCAUUCGUCUAAGUGCAAUGGCAGCACCCCCCGCUGACCGCUACUCGGAUGCCUCAUCUGGACCGCGAUAA
Molecule: messenger RNA, 3009 nt
Organism: Penicillium antarcticum
Lineage: Eukaryota; Fungi; Ascomycota; Eurotiomycetes; Eurotiales; Aspergillaceae
Product: kinesin family protein
Exons: 2
Coding region: 1-3009 (1002 amino acids)
Biological process (GO): microtubule-based movement
Molecular function (GO): microtubule binding; microtubule motor activity; ATP binding
Source: RefSeq, a predicted model, not a curated record